Molecule: messenger RNA, 3002 nt
Organism: Strigops habroptila (Kakapo)
Lineage: Eukaryota; Metazoa; Chordata; Aves; Psittaciformes; Psittacidae
Product: lymphocyte function-associated antigen 3-like
Exons: 5
Coding region: 100-822 (240 amino acids)
Source: RefSeq, a predicted model, not a curated record
GAGCGGCACUUGUGAGUGAGGCAGCGAGGGAGAGCAGGGCGAACGAGCAGCCGGCCGGGCGGCGUGGUCAGACCAGGACAGGCCACACCAUAGCAGACCAUGCGGCGGCGGGCGCCGCCGCCGCUGCUGCUGCGGCUCCUGGUCUUCCUGGACUUCCUAGCAAACAUCUGCUGCCGGGACCUGUUUGGCGUUGUGGGAGAAAAUUUUUCUUUUCCAGUAAAUAUAAGAAAAAACCCAGAGGAGAUAAUUUGGACAAAAAACAAGGAUAAAGUGGCUGAAUGGGAAGGACAAAAGACGACGUAUUUUACUUCUUUCCGUAACAGAAGCUUCCUUAAUGAGGAGAAUGGCUGCUUGACUAUAUUUAACUUGCAGAACAGUGAUGCUGGCAUAUACGUACUAGAGUACUUGAGUACUCAGAAAGAAAGUUCUCUCUUAACCUUCACACUUACUGUGCUACCUCCCCCUUCAAAACCUGAAACAAGUUGCAAUGUCAGUGGGGAUAGCUUUGUACUGAAAUGUACAGCAGAUUUCCCAAAGCCACUGAAUUACACAUGGAAGUUGAACAGCAUACCGCAAAUUGUUCAUCACGUGCCAGAAGUUUUCAUCCCUAAGAAGGAUGUUGGUGCUUCCACGAAAGCUGUGUGCUUCAUUAAAUUCUCUCAAACGGAAAAGAGCUCUGAAAUCUCUUUGACUGAAUGCUUGUCAGAUGAAAAAGGAGGCAGCCAUCAUGAAAGAAGCAGAAAUGGUCUUAUUGCAGCUUUUAUUUGCAUGGCAGUUGCAGCAAUAGUAGUAUUUCUAUACAAAAGAGCUGUUAAUUCAUAAGCAAGUAAUUGCUUUGUGGAACAAAGAAGAAUGGAAGAGAAGCUGUAGAAUUCAACAGUGAAGGAGCUGCCACCUUUUCUCUUGAAGGUUUUCCUAGAAGCACUGAAGUCAUCCUUUAAGUGGAUGCUUUGAAGACCAGCUGAACUGUUUCGAGUGUCUGCUCUUCUUUUCUUAGAAGGGACAAUGACACUAACACAAAAUGUAAGAGCUAAGGUCUUUUUUAUCAUAUUUAGAAACUAACAAAGACGUGUCCACUUGCAUGAGUGUAGAUAAAUCAAAAACUAAUUAGCUUUCUAUGCAAUGUUGGGUCAAUACUUGUUUACAGGCAGAAAAAGGACACUUGAUCCUUCAGCAAACCCAGAUGCCUUUUCUCGUCUCUGGGUUUUUUUUCUAGAACUUUUGAUAUUUUUUGCACUUUUAAGGUUCUUUUUUUUUUUUGUCUUAGCUUCUGCUCACAGUAUUCUAAAAGUAUGUCAAUCUACCCAUUGCUGUACAGAGAACAAUAUGUUUUUAGGCUGCUUGUGACUGGAAAGAAAACUUGAAAACUGAAGUCAUACAUACACUGAAGCUCAAAAAGAGCCAAAGAGAAAAGAAUACCAUGUUAAUACAGCCCAAGAUGCUGUUGGCUGCCUUUGCUGUCAGGGUAGACUGCUGGCUCAUGUUUGGUAAGAUGCCAGAGAGGGACUCUUCAUCAGGGACUGUAGCAACAGGACGAGGGGUGAUGCGUUCAAACUUAAACAGGGGAAGUUCAGGUUAGAUAUAAGGAAGAAGUUCUUCACUGUGAGCGUGAGAUACUGAAAUGGCUUGCUCAAAGAAGUGGUAAAUGCUCCAUUUCUGGUAGUGCUCAAGGCCAGAUUGGACAGAGCCUUGGGCAACGUGGUCUACUGUGAGGCGUCCUUGCCUAUGGAAGGGGGGUUGGAGCUGGAUAUAUAUUACAUGUACACAUAAUAUAGAAUCACAGAAUGGUUAGAGUUCAAUCAUCCAGUUCCAACCCCCUGCCAUGGGCAGGGACACCUCACACUAGACUAGGUUGCUCCAAGCCCCAUCCAACCUAGCCUUGAAUACUGCCAGGGAUGGAGCUAUAUUUAUUAAAUAAGCUAAAAAACCCCUGUUAUAUCUUUUUGUAAUACAUACUUACACUUACUUAACCUUUAAAUUUAGUAAAUGAUCCCCAAAACUAAUCAUUAACUUGAAGUGAUUUAUUUAUUUGUAUAUUUAAGUCACAACUCUUUUUCCACUGCACCUUCAAUGGAUUUAUCAGGAUGAUACUGUUUACUUCUUUGUAAGAAGUUUCCACACAAAGAUGUCCUUUGUGAUGUGUAUUGUGGCAAGGGUAAACCUGUAGCUUGUUUUCCUGCUUGGACAAAGGCUUGCUUUCUGUUAUUAAUAUGAAAAAUAAUGGUGAAAAAAAUGAUUGUUUGGAGGAACUGGCUAAAACUGCUCCCAGAAACUACCAGUUCCUCUAGUAUGCAUCAUUCUUCCUGUGUAAUUUAAAACUAAAAGGCAUGCAGAAGUCUUACACAGGGUGUGGUUUUGAAAAUUCCUUGACACUUGAUAUCGUUGACUUUGUUUCCAAAUCAAAAAGCAACAGCCUUCAAAAAUAGUAAGUGAUUUGGGUUAAUUAACCACCAUUGCUGGAAAUCUUUUAGCAUGAUUCAUGGAAUUUUGGAGCUUUAUCCAAAGUAGAAAAGCCCGGGCUGACAUAAGAACAAAAACUACAGGCUCUACAGUGUCUCACUGCAUGCUUUCACCCACUCCCUUUGCACAGUGUCCUGGUUUCAGCUGUACAGGUGUGGGUUUUUUUCUCUAAGUGGUACAGUGCUGUGUUUCAACUGUAGUCUGGGAAUAAUGCUGAUAGCAACAGCUAAAACAUCAGUGUGUUCAGUAAUGUUUACCCCUCCUCCAGUGAGGAGGGGCACAAGAAGCCAGGAGGAAGCAGAGACAGGACACCUGACCCAAACUAGCCAAAGGGGUACUCCAUAGCACAGCACAUCAUGCCCGGUAUAUAAACUGGAGGAGUCACCUGGAAGGGACAAUCACUGCUUAGGUUGGGUUGGGUAUCGAUCAGUGGGUGGUGAGCAAUUGUAUUGUGCAUCACUUGUGUUUAUUGAUGUUUUUCCUUUCCCCUUUUAGUUUUAUAUUCUCUUCCCUUGUUAUUUAUUAAAAUGUUCUUAUCUCAA